Molecule: messenger RNA, 2134 nt
Organism: Peromyscus maniculatus bairdii (prairie deer mouse)
Lineage: Eukaryota; Metazoa; Chordata; Mammalia; Rodentia; Cricetidae
Gene: Atat1
Product: alpha tubulin acetyltransferase 1
Biological process (GO): alpha-tubulin acetylation
Cellular component (GO): microtubule
Molecular function (GO): tubulin N-acetyltransferase activity
Source: RefSeq, a predicted model, not a curated record
GUGGCGGAAAUGACGUUGUGUGGGGCGUGUCCGGUCCCGCACAAUGGGCCAUGGAGUUCCCGUUCGAUGUGGAUGCGCUGUUCCCGGAGCGGAUCACCGUGCUGGACCAGCACCUGCGGCCUCCGGCCCGCCGACCCGGAACCACAACGCCGGCCCGUGUGGAUCUGCAGCAGCAAAUCAUGACUAUUGUAGACGAGCUGGGCAAGGCCUCUGCCAAGGCCCAGCACCUUCCCGCACCCAUCACCAGUGCUUGCAGAAUGCAGAGUAACCGCCAUGUUGUUUAUAUACUAAAGGACACUUCAGCCCGAUCGGCAGGGAAAGGAGCCAUUAUUGGUUUCCUCAAAGUUGGAUACAAGAAGCUCUUUGUACUGGAUGACCGCGAAGCUCACAAUGAAGUAGAACCACUUUGCAUUCUGGAUUUCUACAUCCACGAGUCGGUGCAGCGGCACGGCCACGGACGGGAGCUCUUCCAGUAUAUGUUACAGGCUCCCAAUUUCCUGCUAGCAUGCUCCACCACCACCCCCUGCCCCCAAGUCUCCCAUUUCCUACAGAAAGAGCGAGUUGAACCACACCAGCUGGCCAUUGAUCGACCGUCACCAAAGCUGCUGAAGUUCCUGAACAAGCACUACAACCUGGAGACCACAGUCCCGCAGGUGAACAACUUUGUGAUCUUUGAAGGCUUCUUUGCCCAUCAGCAUCGGCCCCCAGCUCCCUCUCUGAGGGCAACUCGACACUCUCGUGCUUCGGAGGUCGAUCCCACGCCUGCUGCUCCAGCACGGAAGCUGCCACCAAAAAGGGCAGAGGGAGACAUCAAGCCAUACUCCUCCAGUGACAGAGAAUUCCUGAAGGUGGCUGUGGAGCCUCCUUGGCCCCUGAACAGGGCCCCUCGCCGCGCCACCCCUCCAGCUCACCCACCCCCACGCUCUAGCAGCCUGGGAAACUCUCCAGAUCGGGGUCCCCUCCGACCCUUUGUGCCAGAGCAAGAGCUGCUCCGCUCCCUGCGUCUCUGCCCCCCGCACCCCACUGCCCGCCUUCUGCUGGCCUCCGACCCUGGGGGCAGCCCAGCCCAGCGCAGACGCACCAGCUCCCUUCCCCGCUCUGAGGAGAGUCGAUACUGACAGACUGACAGCUGCCCCUUGCCCUCCUCCUUCCCCACCUGCAGCUCACUCUUCCAUUGAGAUUUUUUUCUUCCCCUUUCUUGAACAGCUGGGUUGCCAGGGUUCUAAAUAGCCUAACUCUUUGUAGCUUUUCUUACCACAGAAGACACCCCACACUCCCAACAUGUGCUCUGAACACUCUCCCACAGACAGCCCAUUCUGUUCCCAGAACUCUUGGGCUAAAUGGCUCCUGCUGACUCCCUAGAGAAGCACAUUCUCUGCUUGUGGUCAGACUCCAGACCACUGGAGAAGGUCCAAGGGCCUCUUCCGCCAGGGAAACCUUUAAAGAGUGUCCUGUCAGUGGAUAAUUCCCUCCACAGUGCCCACUGGUAGCUCUAAUCCUGCAUCCUGCUGCCAAACAAACCUGUCCGUUAGUCUGCUGAUGCCAGCCUGUGAGCAAGCUCUGCUUCAGAGCAGUCCAGGCUGCUGGGACAAGGACUCCUUGGCUUCCCAGCAGGGUCCUCCCAACAUUGCCAAACUUGUACUUUCCGACGUGUAGAUGUGUCACAUGUUGCUUUGGGGUCUCUUGGGGGACCCACAGACACCGCCACUUUCCUCAGAUGAUCUGAGUCUGUCUCUUGGCAGUAGAGACAGUGGUCCCAGCAAACGCCCCAGGACCACGUAGCUGUGUCUCUGAAGAUAAGCCCGGUCCAUUAGAUCCUGGACACCCCCAACCUCCCUGCCUCCCCAUAGACAGACUUGUGAGAUUGUCUUGGGAUGAGAUGGGGCCAUCCUUCUGCUGCCCUUACUCCUUUCCCUCCAUAGGAAGAUUCUCCUUCCCUGCCUCCAUGCCCAGGGUACAGAAAGACCCUUCCUCUCCCCGCCCCCGAACAUGUGGUAGAUCAGGUGCCCCACUGUGUUCCUCAAGUCCUUGGGAGCAGGACCUCCCUCCCUCCCUCCCUCGUUCCUCCUCCCUCUCAGUGGUGUCUCAAUAAAGUGUGGAUUCUUCUGUUUUCUAAAUUGACAUUUUCAACGAA